Molecule: messenger RNA, 2458 nt
Organism: Microstroma glucosiphilum
Lineage: Eukaryota; Fungi; Basidiomycota; Exobasidiomycetes; Microstromatales; Microstromataceae
Product: HECT-domain-containing protein
Exons: 3
Coding region: 1-2415 (804 amino acids)
Biological process (GO): ubiquitin-dependent protein catabolic process; protein polyubiquitination
Molecular function (GO): ubiquitin protein ligase activity
Source: RefSeq, a predicted model, not a curated record
AUGCAGGUGGAAGGAACACCUGUGAGGAACCAAUACAUCAAGUAUUUCUCAGAAGUGAUACUACGUAUACCCGUACUCCCCAACAGAUUGCCACUUCUGGAAUUUGCUCAGAUCGCUGCAAACUUCCCUCUCUCGGAGGUUGUUGACCAUUUGCAGUCUUUCGGAGGGUCUCCCGUCAAGGCAUCAUCGAAUCAUGCCAUCCAUCAAUUGGCGAACAUCCUUUCGCUGUCCAGCCAGAGAAUCACCCGCUUUGGGGAUGGAAAAACGCUUGCUUCUUACUUAGCAGUGAUCACAUCGCUACAGGAUCAGGUACCUGUGAUGUCUUUGACAACGCCACGGACCUCCACUGGCGAAGUUGAUGCCGAUACACAGAAGCGGCUUGCUGUUCUGCCAUCCGUCAAGCAUGUUUCUGCAAUACUGGCUGUAUCAGCCAAAUCGCCGUCGACGACAAGACCUGCUCUGUACGCCUUUCUAUGCUCACUGCUUUUCAGCUGGCCAGAAGACACAAGAAAUACCGUGUUCAACAUAGUAUUGUAUGGCCUCGGCGUCGAAGCAGGCAUUGCGUCCACUGCAUUAGCUGGCGGCUUCGUUCGAGAGAUUUGGAGAGGCUACCUCCGCUCAUCACCUUUGUCAAGGAGCCUGGGCAACCCAUCAUCGGCCAACGGCUGGAAAGCAUUGCGGCAGGACAAGGAAGGCUGGCCUGCACUCGUCCUAUUAUUGGAGCUUUAUUCCAAGCUACUCCUCACACUCGGUGAUGACGAGUUUCUGCCGCCUCGAGGAGGUCUCAUUGCCGUUGCUCGAAAUCCUCUAAGUAUUGACGAAGUCUUGUCAUUCGGAGCGGUGCUGCGCAAUCUCGCUUUCAGUCUGUACUGGGAGUUGGAUCCUCCCGUGGCUUCUUCCUCGCAAGCAGCCAAUCGCGGUGGUGCCGCCCACAUGGUGCCUGGCUUACGUCUCAGCUUUCUCACGCUGCGCGAUGGUGCUACUCGACUGCUGCAACAACUUCACGCUCGGGACGCACGACAUCGCUUCACUCCCGAGGGCUUCUGGCUGAUGACGAAAGACAUGGACAUCGAAUCAUUCGUCGAGUCCGUUUUGCUCGAGGAAGACAAGAUUGCUGGCGACAACGCUGAAGCAGAGGCGGCAGCGAGCGAGGCGGCAGCUGCUGCAGCAGGCGAUGGGCUCGCCUUUAUUUCUCCGCGUCUUGGUAUUCUCAACAACCUGCCUUUUGUCCUGCCCUUUGCCACUCGAGUGGAGAUCUUUGAGACGUUCGUCUUUCGCGACGCUCGUCGCAAUGACAUUCGGCAGAAUACUGGUUUUCAAAGACGCAAGAGGGUCACGAUUCGGCGAGACCAUGUAGCCGAGGAUGGCAUGGCUCAGCUCAAUGGCCUAGGCAGUGCGCUUAAGGAGAGCAUCGAGAUUGUCUUUGUCGAUCAAUUUGGCAUGCAAGAGGCAGGUAUUGAUGGUGGAGGCGUCUUCAAGGAAUUCCUGACAUCUCUUGCUCGAGAAGCAUUCGACACCGACCGUGGUCUGUGGAAAGCAACAGAGCAAGAGGAGCUGUUUCCGAAUCCGCAAUCGUAUGCUCGCCAGUCGGAACAGCUGUCCUGGUAUGCAUUCUUGGGACGCAUCUUGGGAAAAGCCCUGUACGAAGGCAUUCUAGUGGACGUGCGCUUUGCGCCCUUUUUCCUCAGCAAGUGUUUAGGUCGACGGGGACUGUCGCACUUGGAUGAUUUGGCGUCACUCGAUUCUCUGGAUUCGGAACUGUACCGUGGGCUGAUCUACCUCAAGAACUACACCGGAGACGUCGAGCAAGAUUUGUCCCUUAACUUCACUGUUACCGACGAAGAGUUUGGAGUGCGCAAAAGUACAGAGCUGAUGCCCAACGGCGCCAACAUUGCAGUCACCAACAAGAAUCGCUUGAGUUACAUCUUCCUCGUCGCCAACUACCGUUUGGACGCUCAGAUCCGGGCUCAGUGCAAUGCCUUCUUUGCCGGCCUGUCAGAGCUCAUUGACCCUCGUUGGCUGCGCAUCUUUAAUCAGACUGAGCUGCAGGAGCUGAUCAAGGGCAGCGACUCUCCGAUAAACAUUGCCGAUUUGCGAGCCAACACCGUCUUGUCAGACUACCACGAAAAGGACCUCACUAUGACCUACCUUUGGGAAACACUAGAGUCCUUCGAUCAGCCGACCCGUGCUCAGUUCCUCAAGUUUGUCACAUCUUGCCCCUCGCCACCUUUACUUGGCUUUGGUCAGCUCAACCCGCGCUUCUGCGUUCGGUGCAGCGGAGACGACGAGCAGCGCCUUCCGACAAGCAGUACCUGCGUAAACCUGCUUAAGCUGCCUCGCUACAAUAGUUUGGAGACGACGAGGGAGAAGCUGCUGCUGGCGAUCAGAAGUGGCGCCGGAUUUGAUCUGUCUUGAUUGUAUAAAUAGACCGUUGAUGUUGUCAAUUUUACGGCUCUUU